GCAUGCACUUUGGAGGGCUCCGUCACCCCCUUCAUCAAAUCCGCUAUCUCUCAUUCACUCACUGUUCGUGUCGAGGACAACAACUCACUACCUCUGUCUCCAUCUGCCCGUGACUCUGAAUCACUUAACUACAAAGAAUCAUUUCAGCACCAUGACCAGAGAUCAGUUUAUCCUAUGUAUAAUCAAGUGACAUGAAUUGAACUUUUCGCUGCUAUUCUUAUAAAUGAGGCGAAACUGUAGGCAGCUUCAACAGGUGAAAUAUUAUAUAACAGAUCUAAUGCAUAUGAUAUGACCACAUUCUGACUUAUUAUGAUGAGGAAUAAGAAAAAUAGCUGUUGGACAGCUAUGCUUGGAAAUCUAGUCAUCUUUAAUCUGUUUAUUGUGUGUCUAAUCUGUAGAAUACCUGCUUUAAACUUUACAUUUCAUUUAUAAUCUUAGUUGUAUUUGCAUUGACUCCACAAAGCCAAAAUGACUUCAUCGUAUAACAAUGAGACCAGGGGUGAUAUAUCAGAAACACUGGAAGUCUGCAAAUUCCUGGGACAAUAUGGAGAUCCGGGUGGUUACCACAAAUCCAAAAGCCUGCCCGUUCUUAACGGAGACUGUCCUAACGUUAAUGAGUCAAUGGAACCAAGGCUUGUCAGUACGACGCAGACUUUAGUAAAUACCAACCAGUGCUUGCCAUUCACCGAGCUGCGACAGAAAGGAGACAUGUGUGAACUGGAAUCACCCACCGGGACAGAUUUCUCCCCUUCCAUGUCCAGUAUGGUGGGUCUUAGUAGCUCCAUGAGAACUGAAGCCAACCGAGCAGGUGGCAAAAAGAUAGGCUUUUCAUUGGCAAGAUUCAUCCGCUUUCCUGCAAGAAAGUACAUGAGGGUGAUUCUGUCAGACUCUAGGUGUUUUCUGUUCUGUAUGUGUUACCUGACAUUCAUCCAGUCGUUGAUGGUCUCUGGCUACCUUAGUAGUGUCAUCACCACUAUAGAGAAGAGAUACAGCCUUAGAAGUUCAGAAUCGGGACUGCUGGUUAGCUGUUUUGACAUUGGAAGUCUUUUGGUGGUGGUCUUCAUCAGUUAUUUUGGGGGUCGAGGCCAGAGGCCACGCUGGUUGGCAGUAGGAGGGGUGUUCAUCGCCGUGGGAGCAGCUCUGUUCUCCCUUCCGCAUUUCAUCUCUCCACCCUAUCAAAUCCAAGAGGUCAAUUCGUCCACGGGGAACGAGGGCCUGUGCUCCAACGGGAAUGGGAGCAGAAAGGAUGCUCUGGAUGGGUCGUCCUGUCCAAGGGACCAAGAGGGCAACGAUCACUCUAUGUAUGUUGCCCUGUUUAUCUGCGCCCAGGUCCUCGUGGGCAUGGGUUCCACUCCUAUCUACACGCUUGGACCAACGUACCUGGAUGAUAACGUGAAGAAGGAGAACGCUUCCCUCUACCUUGCUAUUAUGUAUGUGAUGGGGGCUCUGGGGCCAGCUUCGGGGUACCUGCUUGGAGGCGUUCUGAUCGGCUUCUACGUGGAUCCUAAAACCAUCAUCAACAUUGAGCAAAGUGAUCCACGCUUUGUUGGCAACUGGUGGAGUGGUUUCCUGCUCUGUGCUUUCGCCAUGCUGUUGGUCAUCUUCCCCAUGUUCACUUUCCCCAAAAAACUUCCCCCUCGACACAAGAAAAAGAAUGGGGCAGACAGCACCUCCAAAGAUGAUGAUGUCCUGAAAGAGAAAUCCAACACCAAAGGCCAAACUGUGGCUUCCUCCAUGGGCUUUGGGAAGGACAUCAGAGACCUCCCCAAGGCUGCCAUCAGGAUCCUCAGCAACAUGACGUUCCUCUUCGUGAGUCUGUCCUACACAGCUGAGAGCGCCAUCGUCACUGCCUUCAUCACCUUCAUCCCUAAGUUCAUCGAGUCUCAGUUUGGAAUCCCUGCCUCCAACGCCAGCAUAUACACAGGGGUCAUUAUCGUGCCCAGUGCAGGGGUUGGCAUUGUACUGGGUGGCUACAUCAUAAAGAAACUCAAGCUUGGAGCUCGUGAGUCCGCAAAGCUGGCCAUGAUCUGCAGUGGGGUGUCUCUUCUGUGCUUCUCCACACUCUUUAUUGUGGGCUGUGAGAGCAUAAACCUGGGUGGGAUCAAUAUCCCUUAUACCACAGGGCCGACACUCACUCUGACCCACAGAAACCUGACGGGAGGCUGUAAUGUGAAUUGUGGCUGUCGGAUCAACGAGUACGCUCCUGUCUGUGGCUCAGAUGGCAUCACAUAUUUCAACCCCUGCCUGGCGGGAUGCAGCACUGUUGGCAAUGACAGCACCGGGAUCAGAAACUACACAGACUGUGCAUGCGUGCAGAGCAGGCAGGUCAUCACACCACCCACCAGUGGCCAAGGCAACCAGCUGCAACUGGUCAUAGUGAAGACCUACCUGAACGAGAAUGGAUUUGCAGUGUCAGGGAAGUGUGAUCGCACCUGCAACACACUCAUCCCCUUCCUCAUCUUCCUCUUCAUCGUUACACUCAUCACAGCUUGCGCACAGCCCUCUGCCAUUAUUGUCACUCUCAGGUCAGUAGAAGAGCAAGAACGUCCGUUUGCUUUAGGAAUGCAGUUUGUGUUGCUAAGAACUCUGGCCUACAUUCCCACACCAAUCUACUUUGGUGCGGUGAUUGACACCACCUGCAUGCUUUGGCAGCAGGACUGCGGUAUUCACGGCUCUUGCUGGGAGUAUGAUGUCACUUCCUUCCGCUUCGUGUACUUUGGCCUGGCCGCCAGCCUCAAGUUUGUGGGCUUUGUGUUCAUAUUCCUCACCUGGUACUCAAUUAAAUACAAAGAGGAUCGUCUAGAGCGCUGGCAGCAGCAUCUGCCUCCUCUGGGCACCGUCAGCGAGCUCAUCUGUCACGUGGGAGGCCACAAGAGCCACGCUCGUACCCGCUCCUGCCCCGUUUUCACACCCCGUCCCGAGCCCCCUGACCAGCCCCCACUCAACCGCGGACACUGCAGCCAAAGCUUCCCUGGAAAUGCCCUCAAAGGAAUAACCCCACCUGCCCGUUCGCUGCAGGAAAUGCACAUUUAAGGAACAUGCGCCCUGACAUCUGCCUCCACGUGCCUUCCUGUCAGGUGCCUCCAUGUGGCUUUCAGGGGCUUGCUGUGCUUACCAAUCUCAGUGUCACCAGUACAAACUCACAGCAAAUACAGGUUGUGAAAAAUCAUGGAGUAUUUGCUGUCGAAGUGUAUGGAAGACAUGUCAUGGUGCUAAAUGAGGAACGGAGAGGACAUUUCUCUGUAUCCAAUCUUGGAUUCCAAGACUAUUAUAUCAAAGACGAAAGUACCACAAGCACAAAAGGAUAUCAGUACUAUGCAACGCCGUACCGCAUUACAGCCUCCAGGCAGAUGCUUUCUACUCUAUUAUCAUUAACAACAGUAUUCCCAACAGCAGAAUAUCUCACAUGGUUUUUAUGAACAGGUUUGUGAAGAAAUUCACCUCAAAAUGAUGUUAUCAACUCGCUUCUUGUUAGUUUGGAUGGUUUGGUUAUCGUCAGUGUGAUUUGGGUGGUAUUCAAGGAGCUGUACUAGAACUUUCAGCCUCCUCCAGAUGGAUCACAUAGUGCUGUAUUUAAGUUCAGUGCCUCAGAUUGCCCCAUCAGCAGUGAGGUUUGCUGGCUAACAUGCUAAGCACUGAGUGGACUGGACUGCUAAAAUGCAUUUGGAGAAGGACUUCAAAGCCUUGUCUUCUCAUUCUUCAUCUUCAUAAUCAUUCUGUCUAUUCAGUGAUUGACUCUCAAAAGGCCAUAUGUGUUUUGAUGCACACUGCGGGAUCAGAUGUUUGUUCAGUGGUCUAGUAUUAGGUCUCAAAGAAGUCAGGCUUUGGUCAGAUCAAUUUGAUGGAUUUUUUUGGCGAAUCCGUAUUCAAACCGGUUUUGUUUUUUGUAAGUGUGAACAGCAAAAAAAAAAAAAAAAAACAUGAAACCUGAAGUUUAAAAACCUAAUCCAAACCACUUUCAUAUCUGGUUUGAAAUCUGAUUCAAAUCAGUUUUUUCUUUCUCAGCAUGAUUGGUAAGAUCAGACAUGGAAUGACAAACUAAAUCUGUCAAUUUUUCUCACUCUUUCCUUAUGUACACAAAAAUUCUUCAUUGGCAUAUGGUUUCAAGAAGAACCUUUAACAUCCAUGGACCUUUCCAUUGCACAGAAGGUUUUUUUUUUUUCAAAGUGGAAAAAGGUUCUUUAGAUUAUUAAAAUGUCCUUCACAAUAGGAAAAGAAAUGAUUCUUUUAAGAACUGUUCAAUGACAGGUUCUUUUGGGAACCCAAAAUGGACCUUCUAUGGCAUCACUGCGAAACCCCCCUUUCAGAACCUUUAUUUUUAAGAGUGUAUAGUGAAGUAUGUGACUCUGUAGUGAAUUGGUGAUCAAGUCAGUGAUUUUGGACACAGUAUGAAUUCCUAAAUGUCUCAUUUGGUCAAAAGCUUAAGAGAUAUCAUGAUAGAUAUGAGCCGAGGCUUAACUUUACAUUUUUCAUCCUCCCUUUCCACUUUUAAGGCACAUUCACACCAAGUACGAUAACUAUAAAGAUAACUAUAACAAGAUUGGUGUCCACACCAAAGAACGAAAAUGUUCUGUUUAUUAUGUGCGCACUGCAGUGUUUUCAUAUGCCACUUUAAACAUUCAAGCUAUUUAUAGUCGGGUGGAUUUUGAUUGGCUGCCGAUUUUUAUAUCAUGUAAAAAAAAAAAAAAGUAAUAUUUGAAAGAGAUUUCAGUGAUAUUGUUUCUCUGUGUAGUUAACAUUGUGGUGUGACUUUCCUAUUUUCAUAGAAGUAGAAUUCAUUAAAACAUUAUAGUUAUCGUCCUUUGUGUGAACAGCUAUGAAUGAUACAGUCUCCUGGCAUCGUGCUGACAUCAUCAUUACUAUAGUACCCAAUGUAGAUAGACCCAUUAUAGAUUUCAUCACUGGUUUGAUCACAAAAGUCAGAUUUGAAAACCAAAUCAUAUUUGUGUGUAGUGUGAACACACCGAUUCAAACCCAGAUUCAAAUCAGUCGACCGCUAAUGCUGCUUCUGUGUCCAAAUACCUGAGCAUAUCUGAGCAGCUUUAGUGAUAGCAUUGGUAAAGCCAUAGCAGAAUGAGAAUGGAUUCUCCACUUUGGUUUGGGAGCUGUUGACAUAUAUGAGCAUGUGCUUCAGCUACAGGGAGAUCCUCAAGCACUGGCUCUAUUCUUAUGCACCGACUAUAUAUAAUUAAACUUCUGCCUAAUAUUAUGCAAACCUCAGAUUUUCAGUAGUCUGUGAUGGGUUUAUAAAGCUAGUUUGGCAGUUCAUUAGAUGUAAUGCAGUUACUUUUGAAGUCAUGGAGAAGUUUUUAGCCAUGUGUAAUCAUUUACAUAGGUAUUAUUUGGUUUACUUAAGAUUAAUGAGGGACUAACAUGAUAGUUAGUGCUUGGCAUGCAAACAACAAAACGCAGCUUAAUGGAGACCAUGCUGUAUUAAUUCCAUCCUUUUACAUAUAUCUCCACUUUAAAAUGAUUUUGUAAACUGUGCUGUAUUAUGAUCACAAUUUCAGAACCACAAAAUGAGUGCAUACUUUUUCCAGACCUCUUAUUGUCAGUGUUUUUCAUAAAAUAUUGUGUUGAAAAGGUAUUUCAGAUGAUGACUUCAGUAUUAGAAUGUGACAAAAAUUGGGGUGUAAGAUGUGAAAUCAAGCCCUUCUGUGAAUUUGAAAUGGCUUUUUCCAUGUUUGUGAACUAUAAGAUGUACAGUGGUGAAAGUCUGACUUCUUUACAAUAAUCAGGAGCUCCCCAUUAGUUUGACCUACAAUGUGAGCUGCUCAAAAUCAAUCUGAUGAAAUCGUUCAUGUAGUGUCUGCAAGAUAUCAAUAAAGGAUCUUGAAAUAGACAAAGUAAAAAUGAAUUUCAACAUGAACAAGUAAAUGAGAACAAAUGCAAAAACUACAGAAGCUUGAAGAGCACUCUCUCAGUAUCCUCUUGUUUUUUUAUGCUACAUAAUUAUUUUAUAUAUAUUUGCCCCCAUUUGUUAAAUUAGAACGCUAAUGCUUUUCUUACAGGUUUCAAGGUUGUUGUUGUAGUUGUCAAGUGAACAAAAAUUUUAUUUUGUGCCCAUUUAGUCAACAGACUCAUUUGCAUCUAAAACUCAAGGAAUUCCUUUUAAAGAGCAUCUCACAUUUGAAGUCAAAUGAAUGCAUUAGUGUCUAUUUUGACUAUCAGCAGGGCUGAUUUCAGAUCAGUGUAAAGACUAGCUGGAAUUGUCUAUCUUCAGUACUCUUGGAUACAAGAUGUCCUGAACUCCCACAUGUGAACUAUUCAUCUAGACAUUUAAUUCUGUCUUGGUUCUUCAAUAUUUUAUUGACGUAUUUAUUGAAAUAAAAGAAUUUAGAAA
Molecule: messenger RNA, 6343 nt
Organism: Cyprinus carpio (common carp)
Lineage: Eukaryota; Metazoa; Chordata; Actinopteri; Cypriniformes; Cyprinidae
Product: solute carrier organic anion transporter family member 5A1-like
Biological process (GO): sodium-independent organic anion transport; transmembrane transport
Cellular component (GO): membrane
Molecular function (GO): protein binding
Source: RefSeq, a predicted model, not a curated record